Molecule: messenger RNA, 2417 nt
Organism: Nylanderia fulva
Lineage: Eukaryota; Metazoa; Arthropoda; Insecta; Hymenoptera; Formicidae
Gene: Dbp73D
Product: putative ATP-dependent RNA helicase Dbp73D
Molecular function (GO): ATP binding; nucleic acid binding
Source: RefSeq, a predicted model, not a curated record
CUAGUUCAGUUACGUAAGAUUUAUUUGUACUAUUUUAUCGAUAGAGUACAUAAAUGUCAGAUGUAGUACCUCGAUUUGACGUAAAAAUAUGAUGGCAGCAUAAUACAACGUCUAACGUGAGUUAACCUAAUAAAAAAGUCAUGUGUAACCACGUGUAGUUGUGCACUAGAGUGGAGAAUAUUAAUUUAUUAUUACUAUUCAUCAAUGAAAAUACAUAAGCACAAUUAACUGUUUUUGAUACGUAAAUCAAAUUUAAAAGAAAAAUGAGUUUAUUUGUUAUAAAUAGGUAUGAGGGUGAAAGCAAGGAGGAAGUUGAAAAUGAAACAAAUUAUUUGGAUGAAUUGUUGAAGAGAAUAGAAGAACGUAAAAAACAAAAAGUUGCAGCAAAUAGUAAAGUUAUACCAAAUGUGGAUCAAAACAAUUUAAAUAAACAUCAGAAGAGAAAGAAAUCUUUACUCAAUACAGAUGAAACUAAUGAUUCACACAUUAAAGUCAAAAGUGAGAACAAUGAAAAAAUUAAUGAACAAAUUGAACAAACAGAAAUGGUCAAAGCAUCAAAAAAGAAAAGAAAGAAGAAAGAUACUGAGAGCACACAUACUGCAGCACAGGAAAAUGAAGAAUCACAAGAAAAGGAUAAUAAUUUAGUAAAUGGAAAAGAAGAUAAUGAUACUACAAAUAUAAACGAAGAAAAAAUUGUGCAAAGUAAUUUUGUAGUGUUAGGUGCAAAAUCUAAAAAAAAGCAACGUGAAGUUAAAAGAAUAUUGCCAGACUGGCUGGCACAUCCAGAAGUUAUAUCGGCUGAUUUGAAUAGUGGACCUAGUUUAGAAGAAUUUGAUUCAAUUUUGGAUGCUAAAUUGAUAGAAGCCUUAAGAGCUAAUAGCAUUGUUAAAUUAUUUCCAGUUCAAUCCAGCAUAAUAAAAUGGUUGCAUAAGUGUAACAUGGAUAGGAAAAUAGGACGGUGGCUGAGAGAUACAUGUGUAUCUGCUCCUACAGGCAGUGGUAAAACCCUGGCUUAUGUAUUACCCAUUGUACAGGAAUUGCAAACACGAUUGAUACCGAAGAUACGUUGUCUAAUUGUUCAACCAGUACAAGAAUUAGCUGCACAAGUUUACAAAGUAAUGAUCACUUAUACAUCUCAUACAAAUUUAAAGGUGGGCCUGCUUUCAGGUGCAUUUUCGUUUGAACAAGAGCGUAAUAUAAUUAAGAAAAAUGAAAGAGAAAAAUAUUUAUCCAUGGUGGAUAUUAUAAUCGCAACGCCUGGUCGUUUAGUAGAUCAUAUAUUAAAGACACCUGGAUUUUCCCUUGAUUCUCUAAGAUUUCUUAUUAUCGAUGAAGCCGAUCGUGCAGCGGAAUGGAUACAGUAUUUACCUGAACCUCACUCUCGUCCUUUUAUUUUAACGCUUGAAAAUAUACAUUCCAGUAAAGUCAUACCAGCUCAAAAACUAUUAUUUAGCGCAACCUUAUCGCAAGAUCCUGAAAAGUUGAACCGGUUGAACCUUUUUCAACCAAUUCUGUUCACGACUGUUGUGACCGACAAAGAUACGGAUGUAAAUUUGGAUAAGAUCGCGGGUGAUUUCGUCGGACGUUACACGAGUCCGGGGGAACUGACGGAACUCGCGGUGGAAUGCAUUGCCGAAUACAAACCAGUUGCCCUGUAUCAGCUGUUGACGAGGCACGAUACCAUUUCCAAGACUCUCGUCUUCACAAAUUCCGGACAUACCGCGCACAGACUGGCGCUUUUGAUGCAAUCACUCUUGUCGGAACGGAAUGUCGCAGUCGGAGAAUUGUCUGCUCAACUCGCGUCGAAGCAACGCGAAAGUGUUCUCAGUAAAUUCGCAAGCGCAGAGAUACAUGUAUUAAUAAGUUCAGACGCGCUGGCUAGAGGUUUAGACAUUCCGGAUGUGCAACUGGUUAUAUCUUAUGAUGUCCCGAAGCACAUCAAAGGCUAUAUACAUAGAGCUGGAAGAACUGGGCGAGCUGGUAAACCGGGCGUUGCAAUAUCUAUACUCACGCCGAAUCAAGUUGGGAUAUUUAAGCAAAUGUUAAAUGGUGCACAUAAACUCGUGCCUAAUAUCGAGAAAAUGGAACUGAAUACCACGGUGAACGCGGUCAAUUAUCAGAAUCAUCUUGGAGAAUUAAAGGAAAUUCUUGAGAAAGAGAAGAAUGAGAACUUGGAACGAAUAAAAGCCGUUAAACGUAGACGUCUGACAAAUGUGAUUAAGCAAAAUGAAAAUUAAAAUAACUUUUUGCAAAAAAAAAUAUAUAUUCCUUUUCUGUGUAAGCUGCUCCGUGCUACUUAUACAAUUAUUAUUCGAAAAAGUUUGUCUAUCGAUAAUAGUUAAUAGUAAUAACUUAUUUAAUUGUUGAUGUUAAGCUCAUUUACACGCUGAAUAAAAUACAGAAACGUAUACAGAUAA